Messenger RNA from Hirsutella rhossiliensis, 1599 nucleotides. RefSeq lists its product as uncharacterized. Bases 1 to 1599 code for a protein of 532 amino acids. NCBI's taxonomy places the organism in Eukaryota, Fungi, Ascomycota, Sordariomycetes, Hypocreales, Ophiocordycipitaceae. The record is from RefSeq and is a predicted model, not a curated record. The transcript has a single exon.
AUGACCAACGGCUUGGACCGCCUCGAGCGGCUCUUCGCCUACAAGCGUCGAGCUUCUCCAGGCCCAGGCCCUCAGCCUAGCAAUGCUGUCCAAUUUUCGGAGCCCCAGUUUCCUUCGCCUUCCUUCAUUCGCCCCAAGACUACUCGAAUGGCAGCGCGCGAUGAGGUGCGCCUCAGGCAAGCUGCGGGACGCUCUCCCUCCGUGCCGGACAUUUUGCCCACGCAACGCAUGGGCUCGCACGCGCAACCCGACAGCCCGCUCCGCCCCAAGCAUAUGCCCACUCGUUCUCCUUCGUUCAGCAACCGUCGUGUCGAGCACAUUGUUGCCGGCCUGCGCGACUUCCAGUUUCCCAAACCCUCUGGUCGGGACGAAAGCUCCCCCGCUCCUGCGGCGUGCACCUCUCAGCCACUCGAGAUUCCUCAACUACCAAGUCCUCGGUGCCGGUCCCCUCUCGAGAUAGCCAUUCCAACAGGCAGACUGGAUACACCGCCUUCUUCGGACCCAGAGGACAAUGGCUUGUUCCUGUCCGCCCCGCCAUCCAAAGUGCUUCCGGAUAUCCCAUGCAGAGCCCCUCCUACUCCAGAAGAAACCCCCGAGUUUGGCCCUGUAUCCGAUUCACAACUCAGAGGCUCACGGUCGCUCGACACCAUCGAAAAAUCGGCUUCCAAGGCCCUGCUGAGUGACUUUGGCGAUUCGUUCGAUCAGCUGUCCCUUCACCGAUCGUACAGCCAGUCCAGCAUAGCCCCUUCCGCCCAGCUCUCUUUCUGCAGCUCGACACUGCGGGAGCCCGACUUCAACGAGUUUCUCAAUCUCAGCGACGAUGACAUUGCUGAGUCGACUCCUGAGAGCCCGCUUUUGGAAUCCAACGAUGAGGCUGAGCCGGCUUUACCACCGAUGGGCCUUUCCAUCUCAUCGUCGCAGCCCCUCACCUCCUCCCUGCUGACCCUGACGCCCCCGCGCACCAGCCGUCCCGCGGCAGUUGCGGCCUUUGAAGCUGCCCGGAUUGCUCGACGCUACGACUUCGACCUGGUCUACGUGGUGAACCUGUGGCCCGACCACGCCAGCACUGGCCUUGGUGGCUCGGAAUUCGAUGGCGCAACAAACGACGAUUCAAAAGUGGCUCCCAAGCCAAUGAUGGGUCGGCUUCUGGCCGCUCAUGGCCUGCAUCAUGUUCCCUCGCCACUCCAAAUCUCCUCCCUCGUGCACACUACCAUCCUCCGCUCCGACGGUUGGAUUGAGUACCGCAAUCUCGAGGCCCAAGGCCACGAUCUGGCACGUGGCUACGCAAGCGCAUUCUACACCGGUCAAUACACCAGGUCUGGAGGUCCUGACGCCAACGGCCCCGUGUCGGGCAUCCGCUUGUCUGAGAGGAUCGAUCGCGGCAUCGUUUUCGCCGCGUACCGCAAACCGCGGGCAGGCGAAGACAGGCUGGGCCGUACCUUGAGCGAAGAGGAGCUCGGAGAGCUACAUGGGGAAGCCGAAGCCUUGGUCGAGAUGCUCAUCGACAUUCAUGUGGCAAAUCGCCUGCGCCAGCCUCCUACGCAACGCUCAAUUCCCGACGAAACCGGGCCCAUGCCAUUGCAAGGACUGAAGACUUGA